Mycetomoellerius zeteki is the source of this 2925-nucleotide messenger RNA. Its product is annotated as OTU domain-containing protein 7B. Gene Ontology annotation, cellular component: nucleus; cytoplasm. The transcript is spliced from 9 exons. Lineage: Eukaryota; Metazoa; Arthropoda; Insecta; Hymenoptera; Formicidae. Gene Ontology annotation, molecular function: cysteine-type deubiquitinase activity; K63-linked polyubiquitin modification-dependent protein binding; zinc ion binding. The record is from RefSeq and is a predicted model, not a curated record. The coding region runs from base 490 to 2160 and encodes 556 amino acids. Gene Ontology annotation, biological process: protein K48-linked deubiquitination; protein K63-linked deubiquitination; protein K11-linked deubiquitination.
UAAAGCGUAGAAAAUUCGCGCGAAUCGCUCGAGGCACGCUAGCGUAACGCGCACGCGUACACGGCGGCUGGCCGUCACGCGUCACGCGACGUUGAGACAUGUGACCCGUUUAAAGUUUCACCGUGCGUGCAAUUACCGUGCGAGCGCCGCCGCGCCGCGCUCGCGGAUUCCUGUCGCGCAGUCGAUUCGAGUCGGUUCUCGGAGCCUCCCACUACGUUGCAUCUACGAAUCCGUAGGUUAUGUCGCCGUGUUUAUACUCGCUGUGAUCCCGCGAGAUCGAAGUAUUCGGACACGCGGCGCUUCGUGUCCGCGCGCGCUUACGAUCUGUCAUCCCAGUCAUCGCGGCGAGCCUGACAGAGGAUCGCAUGGGCAAAAUAUGAGAAGGAUCACGUCGGAACGUCAACUGGGACAUCGGCUGGAAAAUCGGCAGUCGUGCUACUGCGUCGUGUCCGCGAGCUAAUUCGAUAACGGCCCAAGGACAGCUGUGUUAUGAGUGUUGGUUUAUCCAUGUACGAUGGCUUGGAGAGUGGCUUGGAGAGCGAGAGUCCUCCUGGUAAUGGCUUGGACAGCACUACGGGUGCUACAAAAAAACUGGCUAGAGGUAUCUCCCGCGCAACUGAAAAUGCAGCGAUUGUUUCCUAUGCUCGUUUACAAUUGGCAGCCUUAGGAACACUCGAUACACCAGAAUUCACAUUUUCAUUGCCAGACUUGUCUGUGUAUCCAGAUUCAUUUCGUAAAUUCUUGGAGAAGGAUCUGAUAGAGAAUGGAUGCCUGAGUUCUUUAGAAGCUGCAGGUCGAUUAAACUGGUGGUACAAAAGUGGAAGCACUAGAAUUCUUUGGCCACUAGCAACAUCUGGAGAUGGCAACUGUCUACUUCACGCUGCGUCAUUGGGAAUGUGGGGCUUUCAUGAUAGAUUACUUACUCUGCGAGAGGCAUUACACAAUACUUUGACCAAAGGAGAAUACAGACAUGCACUUUUCAGACGAUGGAAGUGGAGACAAAUGAGCCUGAAUGAAGCGGCUGGAUUAUCGUACACAGAAGCGGAAUGGUUAUCAGAAUGGCAAAGUAUAGUGGAUAUGGCAUCUCCUACAAUCAGAAAUCAGACUGCUACCUCUUAUCAGAGUCUUGAAGAAAUACACGUGUUAACCUUGGCUCAUAUCUUAAGAAGGCCUAUAAUAAUUAUAGCAGAAACUAUGUUGAAGGACGCGGAUGGAGUAGCUUUAGCACCAAUCCCAUUCGGUGGAGUGUAUUUACCCCUGGAAGUGCCGCCUUCGCAUUGUCAUAGAACACCCUUACUUUUGGCAUAUCAUUCUGCUCAUUUCUCCCCGCUUGUAACUGUAGAUGGCUGCAAUGAUUAUGGCAGCGCUUGUGGUGAAGGCGUUAGUAUACCAUUAGUAGAUCCAGACACGGGCAAACUGUUAUCAGUCUUAUUUGCCGUGGAUCCUGGCCCUGAUUGGGAUUGGGUUGAUGGUUCACGAGAAUUGUUAAUUUGUACGCAGGAUACCAUGGAGGCUUUGUUGCGACAGUAUUUAGAUUGCGAGUAUCAAAGUUUCACGUCCGAAGAUAUCGACAGGCUUUCUGAUUCGGAUGGUUCUUUAUCGAAAACCGCGAAGCAAUUGUUAGAGGUCGCGAAACAAUUCGGUUCUAUCGGUAAAUCUGUCAGUAAAAAAAUAUGGUCUAUGACGAACAAAAGGCCAAAGAGCCCGCCUUCCACGAGCGGUGGAAUUUCGACAGAAGGCUUGUUGUGUGUGAGAAUAAAGAGUAGACGUCAUCAGUACGUGGAUCAAAUGCUUCAAAAUUAUCUUCAGUGUGCCCAUGCAAGAUAUCUACAAGAUCAUCAGGUGGAUGACACAGGUAGUGAACUAAAUUACGGUGCCGGCAAGUCCAAAUUUUACGCUGCCAGUGAUCGCGAUAGUCAUGCGAGCGUUAACAAACUAUUACCUACUAACACAAACAAAAAUCAUACGCUUUAUCUUUCGAGAUCUACAUUUUUUAUUGAUAAAACUCCAUCAAGUAAUACGGGACCAGAGACUUGGAAUAAUAGUGACCAUUUAAAGGGCACCGUGAAGGAGUGCCGCAGUGAACACUGCCAAUUCUUUGGAUCGCCAGAAAACCAAUAUUAUUGCUCGCAGUGCUGGGCUCAUCAACAGUCUCGUUAAACAACCGUCCAUAAUCGUACAUGACAAUAAUCUCAGAUUAAUAUCGUUCAAAAUAAGCUAUUAAAUAAUUUUUAGACAUAAUGCUAGCCGUAAGAUAAAGCUUAUGAAUGUCCCACCAACAUAUCGACGAUAAUAUUAUGUUGUUUUCAGUUUUGUUUCUUCUCAUGUUUUCUUGUAUUUAUUAACAUUUUCUAUCGGAAAGCUGCAUAUCGUAUGCACAGGAUUCAAUUAAUCGACAUACUGACUCAUUAUGAAGCGUGUUUAUUGCAGCACAUAUUUUCGUUUCAAAUUUAAAAAAUUGUGUAUUUUUAUUCGAAUAACAAAGUUAUUUUGCAAUUUCGAUGUGCCUUCUGUUCUAUAUACGCGGAACAAAAAAUGAUGAUUAUGAUAAAAACGUUCACUCACAACUACCUCUACAAUUCGAUUAUAAUGGUCAGUAGUUAUCACUCCGCGGUUUUUUUAUAUUGAUAAAAAAUGAUAUGGAAACGUUUAUAAUCUCAUUAUCCUGUGCAUGUACAGCUGUGUAAAGAAUAAACCAUAUUUUUAUACAUAUCGCCUCAUUAUUUACCGAUGUGCGGAAUAUAAUAGUAGUUAAGAAGAUACACAAAAAGCCAGUUUUUGCCAUAAUAAAAUGUAUUUACACAUAUUUCCUCACAUUAGCCUAUCAUCAUGUGAAAAAGGUAAUUAAUAGUAAAUGAUUAACAUUACCUGACAUUAUUACCCAUAUUCACUAAAUUAUCGACAAAGCAUAUGUGAUAAUAUUAC